UAUUUCUGGAAAGUUCACGUGAUCGCUCUGAGUCGGCGUAAAACCUUAAGUUGCAUAACGUAACUGAGAAAUCGAAAAUUCAGUCGCAGUCUCAGAAGAUACUUGUGAGAGAACGAACGUGUUUAGUGGUACACAUUACUUCUUUUUCAAACUUGUUAAACAUGCCACGCCGAGGACGUGCAUCUGCUCCGCCACCAAGAACGGUUAGGCCAGCUCGUGCAGCGGCUCCCGCUCCAGCAGCCCAUCCUCCAGCCCAUGCGGCACCAUCAACACCCAUGGUUGCCCAACCUCAGCAGCCAUCCCUCAUGGGACAAAUGGCUGCCACUGCUGGAGGUGUAGCUAUUGGUUCAGCUGUGGGUCACACUAUUGGACAUGCCAUGACUGGACUCUUUAGCAGCGGUUCCAGCGAAACUGCUGCUGCACCUGCUGCAGCUCCAGCAAUGGCUCAGAGUGCACCAUCAUCUGCACCUGCUGCUGGUGCUUGUGCAUGGGAGGUUAAACAGUUCCUGGAGUGUGCCCAAAAUCAAUCUGAUCUUACAUUGUGUGACGGAUUCAAUGAAGCUCUUCGCCAGUGCAAAGCUUCUCAUAAUAUGAUUUAAACAAGUAUUCUUGAAGAAAUGUCUAGUAGCAGGUGAUUUAUAGGUAAAAAUUUAGAAAAUGAAUAUGUGAAUUCAAUAAUAUUGUAAAUCCAGAACUAUUUGAAAUCAUUAUGUUACAUGUACCUAAUUGAAUAUGUAAUUAGGAACUAAUUUCUUCUUAAAUGAUUUACGACUUAUGAAUAAAAUAAUUGUUAUGUACAUGUA
This is a messenger RNA of Dufourea novaeangliae, 803 nucleotides long. RefSeq names its product coiled-coil-helix-coiled-coil-helix domain-containing protein 2 (gene Chchd2). The record is from RefSeq and is a predicted model, not a curated record. Lineage: Eukaryota; Metazoa; Arthropoda; Insecta; Hymenoptera; Halictidae. Gene Ontology annotation, cellular component: nucleus; mitochondrion. Bases 162 to 599 code for a protein of 145 amino acids. Gene Ontology annotation, biological process: mitochondrion organization. The transcript has 3 exons.